This is a messenger RNA of Rubroshorea leprosula, 1283 nucleotides long. NCBI's taxonomy places the organism in Eukaryota, Viridiplantae, Streptophyta, Magnoliopsida, Malvales, Dipterocarpaceae. The record is from the annotation of a GenBank genome assembly.
ACCCAGCCCAUUCUACUUUCGUCUUCUUCCUGUCUUCAGAAUCUGCAAUUCCUCUCUGCUGCUUCUCUUUCAUAAGAUGCCGGCUGCUAGUCUCAAUAUGUCUGAUCGAGACACAGAACCAUUUAUUGAGGUUGAUCCUACUGGACGAUUUGGGCGGUACAGUGAUCUGCUUGGUUCUGGUGCUGUAAAGAAGGUUUAUAGGGCGUUUGAUCAAGAGGAAGGCAUAGAGGUGGCGUGGAAUCAAGUGAGGUUGAGUAAAUUUAGUGACGAUCCAGUGUUCAUUAAUAGGCUUCAGUCUGAAGUUCAGUUGCUGAGAACAUUGAAGAAUAAGAAUAUCAUUGUCUGCUAUAGUGUUUGGAAAGAUGAUGAGCAUAACACGUUGAAUUUUAUCACUGAGGUUUGCACAUCAGGAAACCUGAGAACUUAUAGGAAGAAGCAUCGCCAUGUGUCAAUUAAAGCAUUGAAGAAGUGGUCAAAGCAAGUACUUGAAGGAUUGGAGUAUCUCCACACACAUGAACCAUGCAUUAUUCAUAGAGACCUCAACUGCAGCAACAUUUUCAUCAAUGGGAACAUUGGGCAGGUGAAAAUUGGCGACUUGGGACUCGCAGCAAUAGUGGGGAAAAGCCAUGCUGCGCACUCAAUCAUAGGUACACCAGAGUAUAUGGCACCGGAGCUGUAUGAAGAAGAUUACACUGAAAUGGUUGACGUAUACUCUUUUGCAAUGUGCUUACUUGAGAUGGUUACAAUGGAGAUACCCUACAGUGAAUGCGAUAGCAUUGCUAAGAUAUACAAGAAGGUGACAUCUGGAGUUUUGCCCCAAGCCCUGAACACUGUGACAGAUCCAGAAUUGAGGGCAUUCAUUGAGAAGUGCAUAGCCCAGCCAAGAGCAAGACCAUCAGCCUCUGAUCUUGUCAAGGACCCCUUCUUUUCUGACCUCAACAGUGAUGAGACCGAUGCAGCUUCUUGCUGAUGGUACUUCAAGUAAACUGGUAGCCAGUUGAUCUCUUUUCUGUAGUGAGAGACCUUUUUUUGUUUUUGUUUUUUUUUUUUUUUGAUAGAAAUCCAUUAAUUUUGCUUUCCGUUCUCUUUGCUAAUCCUUCACUUUGACCUCCAUAAUGCUGCACAUAAAGAGUACAUUGACAUUUGAGGUGAAGAGAGGACUUUUCUUAUUGAAAAUAAUACUCUGUAUUGAACUUAAUCGGCCUACGCUAUUCGUUUAUUUGUAAAGAGUGCCCAAAUCGUUUUACCAAUUUCUGUUGUAAAGCACAUUUGAAACCACUAUU